Nelumbo nucifera (sacred lotus) is the source of this 1273-nucleotide messenger RNA. NCBI's taxonomy places the organism in Eukaryota, Viridiplantae, Streptophyta, Magnoliopsida, Proteales, Nelumbonaceae. The record is from RefSeq and is a predicted model, not a curated record.
AAAGAGGAAAUAUAACGAGCUUGAAAUGUCUCAGCGGCUUUCCCUCGUUUGGUUUGGGCGCCAUUGGUAAACAGGGGAAACCAGAAGCUUUCUAAGCUUUGAAGCUCAGGGUUAGGGUAACAGUAGUUCUUUCUCUGGCUUCGGAGGUUGGGUUAGGUUUAAGGCUUUUUUUAUUUGGGGCUAGGGUUUCUUCUUAUCAACUCUUUGUUCUGUAGUUCUCUUUUGUGGCCGGCACAUUCUAGAUUCGGAACCAAAUAAAGCUACUCGUAAGGUUUCUCUGUAAUGUCGAGGACGUUACAAGCUGGUUACGGCACUGUUCCUUCAGCCGCAGCUUCGACUUCGACCACCUCUGGCUCUGGGAUCGAGUUUUUUUCUCGCGCAAAGGAGAGAGGAAAAUCGAUAUACGCCACACGACGCCCAUGGAGGGAACUCGCAGAUCUAUCUGCCUUUGGGCGUCCGUACAGCUAUGGCGAAGCGAUGGUUCGCAUCAGACGUAAUAUCAGCUAUUUCCGCGUGAAUUACGCUAUUAUCGUUUUGCUGAUACUGUUUCUGAGUCUUUUGUGGCAUCCGGUAUCUAUGAUCGUGUUCUUGAUCGUAUUUGUUGGCUGGUUCUUCCUUUAUUUCUUCCGUGAUGAGCCUCUGGUGGUCUUUAACCGGACAUUUGAUGAUCGUGUGGUGCUGGCUAUACUGAGUGUGAUCACUAUUGUUGCAUUAAUUUUCACUCAUGUGUGGUUGAAUGUUCUGGUUUCGCUUAUAAUUGGAGCUGUCAUUGUUUUUCUACAUGCUACCUUUAGGACUACUGAGGAUCAGUUCCUCAACGAACAGGAAGCUGCCGAAGGCGGAUUGCUUUCAGUUGUCGGUAGCCAGAUGACGACGACUUAUUAGCCGUGUUUGAAACUUUGAGAUGGCAGGCUUUUCCUUCUGAAUUCUGAUCGUAGACUGGUUUCAUCAAUAGGAUAUUGGGUGAGAUUUUAUUCAUUUUGAUUUUGAUUUCAAGCAAGUGCUUCUGAGUCUUGUUUGCUCAAUCUGCGGUUUGGAUUCGUUGCCAAUUGUGCUGUAAAUGUUUUUUGGUACGGAAUGGAGGGAAUCUUGUCAGUGCAUUUUCUUUAGAGCUGGUAAAAAGUAAAAUUAAAUUGAAUUAAACUUGUAUUUCCUCCUUUUAUCAGUAUUUUUUUUUCUUGCCCUUUGAACUUCGUAGUUGUUGUGGUUGUCUCAAUCUUCUUGUAAAUGUAGUCAGAAUGUGGCAAAAUGCUUUAGUCUCUGUUGCAUGUAC